Molecule: messenger RNA, 2643 nt
Organism: Belonocnema kinseyi
Lineage: Eukaryota; Metazoa; Arthropoda; Insecta; Hymenoptera; Cynipidae
Product: protein phosphatase 1H
Exons: 6
Coding region: 448-1896 (482 amino acids)
Biological process (GO): protein dephosphorylation
Molecular function (GO): protein serine/threonine phosphatase activity; cation binding
Source: RefSeq, a predicted model, not a curated record
CAAAUAAUGUCAAAAUUAACCUAUAUCGUCGUUCGUAGAUUAAUUAUUGUGUAAAUAAACUUUAUUAAAUUAUGGAUAUUUCUCGAAUAGUGUACUUAAAGAAAAUCGAAAGCAUUUACAACCUUAGAAAACGUAUAUGUGCCUCAGUUUAAUCGUGCAGUCCAUAAUAGAAUCUGACAGCUGACAGCUAACCUGAAAUCGCCAUCAUAACAACUAAAAAAACUAUAGUUCUAUGUGAUUAAAAAAAUAUUAUUUAAAUAUCGGUGAAAUAAUCACACGUGGUUUUAUUGUGAGUGCAAUAAUAAUUUUAAAGUUAGUUUUUAAAGAGUUCGCAGAUAGUGAAAAUUAUCUAACGGGACGCUCUAGUUUUCUAAGAAUUUUAUCAAGAUUGAUCAAGAUUAAACUUCAAAGACUUUAAUCUUUAGAGUACAAAAAAAUCUGAUCAAUAUGUUGAGUCGAUUUAAAUCUGCGUUGAUGAAUGCAGUGGGUGCAAGUGAAUUGGGUUUACAGUAUCCUAAUGACUCUGAUAGCGAUGCUGUUACGGAUUAUAUUAAUUCGAAUUUAACAAUUGAAGUAGAGACUAAACCUUACAGCAGGCCCAGCUUUUUAGGAUUGACUAAUGAUGAAACACAGGUUAGCGCCGAUCAUCGAGUGAGACCCAUCAUAGUUCCAAGGGAUCUUAGUCGAUUACCCUGGUGUGCUGGAUACGCAGAAUGUAUAAAUGCAGGAAAAAGUACCUGGAACGAAGAUCAAGCAACGGCAACUCGAGGAGAUUUGAAGCUACCAGAUUCAAAUACUACAUUACCUUAUGUAUUAUUCUCGAUGUUCGAUGGACAUGCUGGAUAUCAAGUGGCUCUCUCUGCAAGAUUGUAUCUUCACCGAGUCAUACUUGAAAGGUUACUAGCGAUACCAAGUAGUAUUCUACUAAAUGAAGAAGAAGAUAGUUUAAUCAAAGGAAGGGACUUAGUGAUCGGGGCUAUUGAAUUAGCAUAUAGGCAAAUGGACCAAAUGGUUGAACAACAAGCUCAGAAUGGUGGUGGAGGCUGCACAGCAAUUUCCAUUUUAUUUCUAAAUGGAAGACUUUAUGCUGCUGGAGCUGGAGAUUCCAGGGCAAUACUCGUUCUUGGCGAGAGCGAGAGAGCUUUAACGAGAGAUCACACGCCAGAUUCUGAAUCGAAUCGUGUCAGGGCAUUAGGAUACUUGAAGGGUAGUGACCUACUAAAAGGACAUUUUACAUCUCUCGAGUUCAAAAAACGACCCUUACAAAGGGACUUAGGAUCCAUGGUUUUGUACAGAGAACCUUACAUGAUCGGCUGGGCUUACAAGAUUUUAACUCAUCCGGAUUUAAGAUUUCCUCUCAUAUCCGGCCAUGGUAAAAGGAGUCGAGUGAUGGGAACGAUAGGCGUUACGAGAGGAUUUGGCGACCAUGGCCUAAAAGCAGUAAAUACGGGAGUCAGUAUCAAGCCAUUCCUUUCUUCGCAACCUGAAGUACAAUCUUUAAAUUUAGAGGACUAUAAUUUAAGCGAAAGAGACUGCAUUAUUGUGGCGACAGAUGGACUUUGGGACGUCGUUUCUGAUAAAGAUGCAGCUAACAUACUUAGGAAGACAUUAGCACCGGAUUCUCCUUCUUUAGAAUACAGACUUACAAUGGGAGCUCAGGAAUUGGUUCAGGCAGCAAGAGGGAGACUGGUAGGUCGUGUUUGGAGAGGAAAACCGGAAAAUCCUGACGAUAAUGAAGAAUCAGCUUUGCCAAUGGCGUCGGUUGACGAUAUAAGUGUAAUGGUGGUACCUCUGUAUCCAUACCUUUGUGAGCAUCGGCAGUGGAUAAAAACCACUCAACAAGAAAGAAGAUAUUCAACAGAUGGCUCACAAAUGCAGCCAAAUGAUGCAGUUUAAGGUAUUGAGAGUUGGAGUUUUUUGAAUACUAGUAUAUCGCGUUAGGAACAAAUUAAAAAUACGUUACGAUACCACUGAUACAAUACAACACCAGUGUUCAGCAUUUAAAAAUACGUGAAAGACGAAUCAUUAGUUUCAGUAUUCACUAGAUUUAUUCUCUGCAUAAUAAAAUAGGCCGCAUUAUAAUUUAAACUAGAAAAAGUUGUAUGCAUUUUAUACCAAACAAGUGAUAAAAGAUAUAUUUUCAAUUUAGUUUUAGCAAAGUAGAGAUUAAACAUUGAAACAUUGUCUUGUUUGUCUUGUUCGGUCACUUUUUUCCAUUUGGAAAUUAAAUUUUUAUCUUUUCACCAUCGAAUUAUAUUUAUUUACUCACGGGUAAGGAAGACAUUUUUAUUGCAUGGAACAGAAAAUGCCAUGAGAACAAAGAACAACAUUCCGCGUCUUUAAAUAUGCUGAAGAUUUUUUUUACUAAGGAACUAAAAAGGCCGUAUUAAAUUUUGAGAUAAUCGUAAUUUUACACCGAGUGCCGCAUUUUGUCUACACUGACUUGGAGAAUGAGUUACUUCUUUUAUAUGGAUAUUUCGUCGAAAAUUUUUAAUCGUUUAGAAAUAUUAUUCACUUAAAACUGUAAAUAGUUUAUGCAAUCGUACUGUCUGCUUUGAGAGAGUAGAUACUUGUGUUUAUGAAAUUGUUAUAUAUUGUACUAAGUCCUGUAGCGUAUCUAAACAAUAAAUACAAUCAUUCAUA